UCUGGGAAUAGCUCACGAUGUGUCUUUAGUGUACUUCAUUUCCCAUGAGCAGUAGCGCCAACUGUCACAUGACCGCCCCCUAACGUCACAUGCCAACAUGGCCGCCACUGUCGCUGGCGAACAUUUCAGCAACUUACAGCUUCUCCUGAAGGCUCCGUCUAAAGAUGCAGUGAGGGACGUUUGUGUUCAGAGUCACAGAGGACCGAGUCGGCGGCUGGCAGAGACCACAGCAGCCGCAUUCAGCAUCCCCGCAGCGCAGGCUGCACAGCUGGUCCAGUCUCUCCACGUUCUGUCUCAUCACGUCCUCUUCCACAACCUCAGCUCUCCAGAACAGAUCCUCCGUCUCUUCCCGGAAUCGUUCCACUCCAGUCUGAAGAACCUGAUCACCAAGAUCCUGCUGGAGAACAGUCCAACAUGGAGGACAGAAGCUCUCGGUCGUCAGGUCUCUCUCCCUCAGCUGAAGGAGUUGGACUGGAGAGUGGACAUGGUGACCAGCUCGGACUCGGUCAGUCGGAUGUCCGUCCCCACCUGCCUCGUUCAGCUCAAGAUGGAGGACCCGGCAGCAGGAGGCGAGUCGGUUUCCACGGUGACGGUGGAGCUGAGCAGGGAGUCUCUGGACACCAUGCUGGACGGACUGGGACGCAUCAGAGACCAGCUGUCUGUGGUCGCUGGGAAAUGAGGACUCGGCUGAGACAGCUGAUUGGCUUGUCUGUAUGGUGACAUCACAGCUGUGUCUCUGGACUCUUUAAACAGUAAUGAGCUAAUCAGUUAAUAGAUCGACAGAAAUCAGUAUUUUGUAGUAACUGAUUUACCGUUUCAGUCAGGUGGUAAAAUUGCAGAAUGUUUGGUUGUUAAAACUCAUAUGUGUCAUAUGAUGGUUUCAGUUUUGGGGCUGGAGAUCAUCAGGACGAGAAAGAAUUCACACGUGGCAGCCUGUGACAUUCAUCAGUACUUUGACUUACUGUACAUUCAGUUAUUAAGCAAGAAGUUCUGAAUGUAUUGAAGUUCUCAAUAUCAGAAUAAUUACUGUGUUAUAGAUAUUACCCUCAAACCGCAGUUAUGUGUUGAAGAUUAUUCCUUUCUCACAUCUAUGAAUAUGAAAAUAAACUUCUGAGAGUGUUUCCUUCA
Molecule: messenger RNA, 1128 nt
Organism: Scatophagus argus
Lineage: Eukaryota; Metazoa; Chordata; Actinopteri; Scatophagidae
Gene: commd9
Product: COMM domain containing 9
Exons: 7
Coding region: 98-679 (193 amino acids)
Source: RefSeq, a predicted model, not a curated record